AUGCCAAACCCGCACCGAAAGAGGAGGGGAAACCACCGCGGCCACAAGCAAACCGAGCAGUGCGAACCUAGCCUAGAGGCAGACUGCGACAAUGACUUGUCGCCGAUGCGCUCUGAGAGUGGUCGAUAUAUCGGCUUCUUCGAGACGAUCUACGAGGAACACAUGCCUGCUGGCAUCGGCUGCCCGGCUUUCUGCUGCACGAUCACGUGGGAUCCAGCCAUUGAGCCGGGGGAGCUGAGCGAGCUGGUCACUAGAUAUGUGGCGGACUUCGACGAUGAAGAGUACCAGCCAGAAGUAGAUGUAGUGCCGAUCCGCAGCGCAGCAGGCACCACAGAGGCGUUGGUGUACCUGCGAGAUUCGGCCUGCCUUGACCGUCUCAAGAGAGUGCGGGACUCAAGGUACCGCAUUCGUACAACACAUGCGGUCGUCCGCAUUGCAUCAGAACCGCCGGAGUACCUCGCAUGGGGCAUCUACUGGGAUGUGGUGCAAUGCGAGGAGCAAGCAAGGCAAAACAAGAAAAACCACAGCAACGACAGCUCAUUCCAGACGCCUGAGCUCACUCCAGAGCUGCAGGACUGCAGCACACAGACGGACAAACCAGCAGGGCUCCGACACACCUCGUGUCAGACGUCCGCCGCAGCCAAGUGGAAACACUCUGGCACCCAAACCGCCGUUUUUACGGCAGAGAAAGCCAUGAGGACCUCCCAGCCGGCACCCCUUCUGCUGCUACUGCUGCUGCUGCUGGCUACCCAGCAUGCACCGGCGCUCCCAGAAGCCAGUGCGGCCGGGCAGCCGACCUGCGGUUUCCACUCGUGCCACGAGUUGAAGGAGGGAAUGCUGAACGUCCACAUGGUGCCUCACUCGCACGACGACCUGGGAUGGCACAAAACCGUCGACGAAUACUUCUUCGGCUGGCAAAAUCUGAUCCAGUACGCCAGCGUGUCUCAGAUCAUUACGUCGGUGUUUGAAGAACUUUUAAAGGAUCCAGUCAAGAGGUUCAUCCAGGUGGAGACGGCUUUCCUGUGGCGGUGGUGGCAGCUGCAGAACGAGACCACGCGCGGGCAGUACCGCCAUCUUGUGCGGACCGGGCGAGUCCAGAUCACGGGCGGGGGGUGGAGCAUGCCGGACGAGGCCACCACCAGCUACCAGUCCCUCAUCGACAACUACAGCUGGGGGCUCAAGUUCCUGAACGACACCUUCGGGCCGUGCGGCAUACCUGAUGUCGGCUGGCAGAUCGACCCGUUCGGCCACUCGCGGGAGACGGCGGCCAUCAUGGCGGCCAUGGGCUUCCGGGGCACGUUCCUCAACCGCAUCGACUACCAGGACUUCCGGCACAGGAAGCACAAGCUGGAGCUGGAGUUCCUGUGGCACGCCAGCGAGAACUUGGACAUCUUCACCAACAUCCUGUACGGCGGGUACACCCCACCCCAGCACUGCUGCUGGGACAUGCUGUGUGGCGAGGAUGACAUCACAGACGACGAAUUUCCAGAUUACCAAGAAUACAUUGUGAAACUCUUCACUACAUACGUGAAAAAUCAAGCAAAACGCUACAAGACAAAUAAUGUUCUAAUCACGAUGGGAAGUGACUUCACCUACAUGGAUGCACACCAGUAUUAUAAAAACAUCGAUAAAAUUAUUAGUUUGAUCAACAACAAGCAAAAGCACGGCAGCAAGAUCAAUUUGCUCUACUCCACGCCAACUUGCUACCUGAAGGCCGUGCACGACGCCCAGCCAAUCAUCUCGACCAAAGCCGACGACUUCCUGCCCUACGCGAGCGAAGCGAACACCUACUGGACUGGCUUCUACACCUCCAGGCCCACGAUCAAGUUCUUGGAGCGCUUCGGACACAACUUCUUGCAAGUGUGCAAGCAGCUGAGCGCGCUGGCGGGGCUGGCGGGUGACGACCUGUCGCCGCUGGACAGGCUGCGGGACAUCAUGGGGGUGAUGCAGCACCACGACGCGGUCACCGGCACCGAGCGAGAGCGCGUGGCCCAGGACUACGUGAGGACGCUGCACUCCGCCAUGAGCAGCAGCCAGCUGCUGGCGCAGACCGCGCUCAUCAUCCUCCUGGGCGGGAACUCCAGCCGCUCGACGGAGAUGAAGUCCUGCCUGCUGCUGAACAUCAGUCAGUGCGACGUGUCUGAGCAGAACGAUGACUUCGUGGUGACUGUGUACAACCCACUCAGCAGACCCGUGUCCCACUACGUGCGGCUGCCCGUCAAGAAUGGCUCUUACUCUGUCACCGAUCUCACUGGGGUGUCCCAGAAGGUGCAGACCCUACCCAUCCCUUCCCCUGUGCUGCGACUGGCUGACCGGCGCAGCGAGGCUCAUCAGGACCUGGUGUUCCGAGCCGCUGACCUUCCCCCUCUUGGGCUGAGGAGCUACAGGGUUUCCAGGACCUCCUCCGCUGGCCGCGACCACCUGCCAGUGACCUCCAGCUACAUCGGCAAUUCAUGCCUGAGAGUGGAGCUGGACGCGGACUCGGGCCUGCUGGCCAGGAUCACGGCCAACGGCACGGAGAUCCCCGUGAGCCAGAACAUGUUCCACUACGAGUCCUACAACAGCAGCGGCGUCUCAACCGGCUCCGACCGCUCGGACGGGCCCUACAUGUUCCGGCCGGACGACGACACCGCCGCCCCCGCCGCAGAUGCCGUCUCCUUCUCCAUCUACAAAGGAGAACUUGUUGAAGAAAUUCAUCAGAUAUUCAACAACUGGACGAGUCAAGUUAUAAGGCUGUACAAAGAUGAAGACCAUGUGGAGUUUGAGUGGCUAGUUGGGCCAGUUGAAAUAAAAACGACGGGGGUGGAGCCAAUCUCGAGGUUCUCGUCAGCGCUCCGGUCGGCCGGGGAGUUCCACACAGACUCUAACGGCCGAGAGCUGCUAAAGAGGAAGAGGGACUACCGGGCUUCGUGGGAUGUCAACAUUACGCAGCCCGUGGCCGGCAAUUACUACCCCGUGUCCUCCAGGAUAGUGAUCCGUGACAAGAAGGCAGGGCUCGAGAUGGCCGUGCUUACAGACCGCGCCCAAGGAGGCAGCAGCCUGCAGGACGGGCAGAUUGAGCUCAUGCUGCACCGGCGAUUGAACACGGACGACGGCCUGGGGGUGGACGAGUUUCUGGACGACCGCGAGCCCGCGCGGGGCAAGCACUACGUGGUGCUGGGCGAGUCCUCGGCGGACAGCAGCCCCAGCCUGGCCGCAAGGCAGCGCCUGCUGGCUCAGAGGAAGCUGGUGCAGCCGUGGGUGUUCCUUAGCCCCGCAGACUGGCCGACCAGCUUCAAGCACCAGGUGGGCUCCGAGCCGCACUACACUCUCACGGUCUUUAAACUCUGCCCGGUUCGACAGACCUCUUUCAGAGAUGUUGAACUGGUCAUCUUGGCUAGUUAG
Bacillus rossius redtenbacheri is the source of this 3384-nucleotide messenger RNA. RefSeq names its product lysosomal alpha-mannosidase-like. Gene Ontology annotation, biological process: mannose metabolic process. The coding region runs from base 1 to 3384 and encodes 1127 amino acids. The record is from RefSeq and is a predicted model, not a curated record. Lineage: Eukaryota; Metazoa; Arthropoda; Insecta; Phasmatodea; Bacillidae. Gene Ontology annotation, molecular function: carbohydrate binding; alpha-mannosidase activity. The transcript is spliced from 16 exons. Gene Ontology annotation, cellular component: lysosome.